UCUGCAGAGCAAGGCGAUGAACACCGAAAAUAGUUAGAUUAAAUCUUAAUCUGAAGAAAACUCAACAUUCUUCCUCUGCCUUGGAAAAGGGUUCUUUUGUUUAUUUUAUUUUUUUUAUAUACCUGAAAGAGGGACUGUGAAACAAACAGUGACCUCACAUAAAAUAUAUACACACAGGCAAGCCGAGAUACAUAGGCUACUUCUACAUCACCCAGUCAGAUUUGGAAUAUAUCUUUGUGCUUUUCAUACGCUAAUCAAAACUUACAAAUGUACUUGACAUGUACCAUCUAUAUGAAGUGGAAGUGCCUCUUGCUGGUGGUCAAGGAUUUUUAAAUUCGAGACUCUUUAGAGGCCAACCUGAGUUCUGACAGCUUGAAAUUUUAUCGAAAAUGUAAAACUGGAUUUUUUUUUAAAACUGUGAAUGUUUUCUCUUGUGUUUAUUGACAAAGAGAAAAUUCUGUGAAAGUGGGAUGCCCUAGGUAAAAAAAAAAAUACUACCGAUUUCCAUGCGGAGACUUUUAAUGUUUUUUUUUUGUUUGUUUGUUUUACGUCACAUUUAAACAACUAAUCACAAUGUAUAGAAAAACGUACAACUUCGUCCAUGCACUGAAAACAUAUAUAAAACAUAUAUACUAUAUAUGACUUUCUUUUAAACCAGCACUUUAAAGUACACACAGAGCUACAUGUAUUUCCAUCAUGAGAGCACAACUGACACUGAACUGUAAAGAAAGUAAAUGCAUCUCUAAGCCCUGUAAUUUCUUAAAAACGUUUAUUUCAUUUUCGAAAAGAAAAGACCUGGACAGUUUGUUCUUCCUUCUUUAAAGAGUAAAAGAUUUUAAAUGCUGCAUUAUUUGAAAUGAAAGUGCUGCAGAAGGAACAUUAAAAGAUCUAAAAAUAAAGUACUGGUUUCUUCUCCGCAAAGAAUCAUUUGAACUUCCCACCGCAGAACGAGGAGGAAAUAAAUAACAGUUUUGACAUAUGGAUGUGAUUUUUGCUAAACAGACAGAUGUACAAAGAACUGAAAAGAGACUCGACGCAGACUAAAUGUUUUGCAGAUUAUUUUUUUAAAAUUGUGUAAACCACGCUUCCCUGUGAUACAGAAAAUCAGACAGAACUUUUAAGAAUGAACCGUCCCAUGGCACCGACCUAAGCAACGGAUGAAAACAGCAGUUAAAUAUAUUUUAAAAGGACAUCAAAUGCUCAAAGGUUGAUUUUUGCAAGUGACUCCUGGAGGCUGGACCAAGCUCGUUUAGUUAUGGGAUCAACUCUAUUGUAUCACAGUUUGGUCAUCAUCUUCUUCUCGAUCCUCAGCUGCGUGAAAGCUCUGGUAGAUGUUGAUGAUGUUAUCACCAAAGAAGAGCAGAUAUACGUUUUGUUCAAUGCCAAACGGAAAUGUGAGAGAGCCAUCAAAUCAAAGAUGUACAAGGUGUCCGAUGGCUUCUGUCUGCCUGAGUGGGAUGGCAUUGUUUGUUGGCCUGAAGGCCUGGCUGGCAAGACUGUCUCAACUCCAUGCCCUGAGUACAUUUAUGACUUCAAUCAUAAAGGUCAUGCCUAUCGGCGGUGUGACAUGAAUGGUAGCUGGGAGCUUGCUCCAAGCAACAGGACUUGGGCAAAUUAUACAGAGUGUGCCAAGUUCCUCACACACUACAGCCAGAACCAUGAGAAGGAAGUCUUUGACCGCCUGUAUUUGAUUUACACUGUGGGUUACUCUGUCUCGUUGGGAUCAUUAAUGGUUGCUGUUGUCAUCCUGGGGUAUUUUAGGAGACUGCACUGUACCAGGAACUACAUCCACAUGCACCUCUUUGUUUCGUUUAUGCUGAGGGCCAUCAGUAUCUUUGUGAAAGAUGCCGUGUUGUAUUCUGGGUCAGCGCUGGAAGACAUGGAGCAAGUUAGUGUGGAGGACCUUAAAUCCAUCACAGAGGCCCCCCCUGCAGACAAGACUCAGUUUGUUGGCUGCAAGGUAGCUGUGACACUCUUCCUAUAUUUCUUGACAACAAACUACUACUGGAUUCUGGUGGAAGGACUUUAUCUCCACAGCCUAAUUUUCAUGACAUUCUUCUCUGACAGAAAGUAUCUUUGGGGAUUCACUCUCAUUGGUUGGGGAGUCCCAGCUGUGAUUGUCACUGUGUGGGCGAGUGUGAGAGCAAUUCUUGCAGACACAGAGUGCUGGGAUCUCAGUGCUGGCAGCUUAAAAUGGAUUGUUCAAGUCCCUAUAUUGGCAGCAGUAAUGGUAAAUUUUGUUCUAUUUCUAAACAUAAUCAGAGUCUUAGCAACAAAAUUAAGAGAGACAAAUGCCGGAAGAUGUGACACAAGACAGCAAUAUAGAAAGCUGCUGAAGUCCACACUGGUCCUGAUGCCUCUUUUUGGAGUUCACUACAUUGUCUUCAUGGCUAUGCCGUACACUGACGUUUCAGGGAUUCCAUGGCAGAUCCAGAUGCACUAUGAGAUGCUGUUUAAUUCAUUCCAGGGAUUCUUUGUUGCUAUAAUAUAUUGCUUCUGCAAUGGUGAGGUCCAGGCAGAGAUUAAGAAGUCCUGGAGCAGAUGGACAUUGGCGCUGGAUUUCAAAAGAAAGGCUCGGAGUGGCAGCACCACAUACAGCUACGGACCCAUGGUGUCGCACACCAGCAUCACAAAUGUAACAGCAAGAGGCUCUUCAGCCCUGCAUCACACCACCCGCUUGGCACCUGCCUUCAAAAAUGGGCACCGCAACCUACCCGGUUAUGUCAAAAACGGCUCGGUUUCAGAGAACUCUGUUCCUUCUUCAGGGCAGGAGCUGUAUUUCAAAGAGGAAGAGCAAGAAAACAUGUCUGGACCUUGCGAAAAUAACAAGCCUACUAUAAUGGUGGAGGAGGAAAGGGAAACCGUAAUGUGAAGUACAUUGAUGCUUAAAAAAUACCUCGUUUCCAUGCACCACUCAACCAGGUUGAAAACCCUGCUGCCCCUGAUACUGCGUUUCCUUGUUAAUUUAUAAAACCCUCAUUGGCUGCCAAUCCGUGCUGCCCCUGAAUUUCUUUCUGACCCUUUCCCAAAGCAGGAUGGGUGGAAGUAUGUCACAACACUGACCAAUCAAGUGACAAGUGGGCGUAAACAUUUAAUCCACAUCCGGGAUGAACAGGUUUCUCCAUGCUUUAAUAUUCGCAUAUCGUUUUUUUUAGUAACAAAAAGCUUGAAAAAUUGUUAAGAUUAUCGGAAGCAAAGUAAUAGCGCUCAUCCUUUUGGUUUUGUAAACAAAUGAAUGCAACCUUAGCCACAAGGCUUGAUGGGAAAGAACCGCCAGCAUCCUUUGAAAACUCUGAUUGCUUGGAGUUUUUUCACUCGACGGGUAGACUAUCAAUGGGGGUUCAGGAAGAAUGCGGGAGAACCCGGAUCAGCUCGGAUUGGCAGUAAAUCCGUGCUCAUGGAAACGAGGAAGAGACUCACAAAUGGGCUGGCCAUGGAGGAACUAGAUCACUUCAGAUGCCCUCUGUUGAUUGAGGUCUGUGGUGGAAAAUGGGACAUUCCAUUAAUGAUCUAAUCAGAGCUACAUGAAAUGACAAAAGAAAAUCUCUUGGUUGAGGUCUGAUGUAAAUCAUGAGUGAGACCAUUUUUACUGGCCCAACUUAAAUUGUCCGCGACAUGUGCAGAACUCUAGUCACGUUCCACAAAAGGUGAAAUACUACACUUUGUGUAAGGGUGUGUUAUCUUUCAAAUGAGCUUUACUGUCAAUCUCAGCUAAUGCCAUUAAUCACACAAUUGCCCUGUACAUUACAUUUGUGAUCUAAACACAGUUGAUAAAUGGAUACAUUGUUACUGCAUUUUUAGUUUGAUAUAGAUGCUAAAAUUAAUUAUAAAUAAAAUACAGUAAAUGCCUGUGACUUACCAUUUGGUUUAACUGAAAGUCUUAGGGCCUGUUCACACUGGAGCUUUUUUUCGUACUCAGUAUGGUUCAGUUCGUUUGGAGAGCAGUGUGAACAUCAGAGUUCGAUUGGCAAACGAACUGAACCAAACCGAACUGAGACCACUAGGAGAGAUGGUCACAGACCGUUUGGCAAAAUAUCUGAGUUCGGUUUGCUUAAAAACAUGAAUGUGAACACUGGACGGUCUCUGUAGAUUUGGCUGUACAGUUACUGCAUACACAAACAGGUUGUAAAAAUGUCCAGAUGAGCGAUAUGGACAAUGGAGGAAACAACGGCAUUGUUAGAAAUUUGAUCAGAUAAAAAUAAAAAUCAGACUGACAAAACCCAGUGUAUUCGCUGUAAUAUCAACAUACCUGGAAAUUUAUUAAAAUUACCGUGGCUCCGGUUGGCUGGUGCGAUUGGUAUAACCUCUUUUUAUUUAUUUAUUUUUUUUUUUUUAAAAAAAGCUGUUUUCUUUAUUUUUGUAGAAUUGUUCAAGUUCAUGUUGAAUGAUGUGAACUGCCUCCAAUCGCUUUCAGGAUUCAUCACUGACAUUGGAGAAAAACAAAAAAAAAAAUCACAUUUGCAGAAAAUACAUCUGCAUGUGGAUUACUGUAUCGAUGUUGUGCCAGGGAGUGUGUAAGUACAAACUUUAUUAUACAAUAUAUACAGUAUUUAAGUUAAACAUUCCGUUUUUGGCUCGUUGUCCAGUUUUUAACAAACGUCUGUUUGGGCAAAGUUAUUCUUGGUGCGUACGUAAAUAUGUUUACCGGUGCUGCAAAAAUGAAAACAUAAUUUAUUUAUCGCUGUACACACUCUAUGCUAAUGUUUUACACAAGGAGCUAUAUCCCUAAAAAUGCAUUCCUUAUGUUGUCAUUAUUACAAUACCGUAGUUCUUUUUUUUCAAUAUACGAGGAUUUUAUACAAAUGAAAAAAAGCAAAACAUUAAACAAUAUAUACAGUAGGCUACUGUACUACUAUUGUAUUUGAAUAUUUACAUAGCAUGAAGAAGCAAUGACAGAAAAUGUAAACAUCCGAUGGUCUUUUAUUAAUAAAAAAUGAGUUCACUUGAUUAUUUCUAUAUGAACACAAGUGAACUGAGUCCUGGGAAAACACGGAAGUGAACCACGAAAACGAGACCCAGUUAAUUUCCAAACAAACUCAGUACGUUUGUACACAAGGCAAGUGUGAACAGCUUGCACAUUGAUACAUUGUUUCAAAGCAAACAAACCGGACUGAGGACGUUUGAAAUAAACCCAGUGUGAAUACCCCCUUAAUCUGUAUGAAAGUGCUUUACCUGAUAAAACUGUUUUAUGAGAGGUAAUUUUCUUCUACAUUUAAAAAAAAACCCUCUAAUAACUAUCUAAUUAAUUAUUUGCUCGUCUGCGCAAGAUUGUCUUCUUUAGGUGAUUCUGAGCUACUGCACAACGAACAAUUUAACUUGGGAUGAUAAUACUUAAUGAUCAACUUUCAAUCACUUACUGUGCCUCCAGGGCCUGCUCAUCUAUCAUCUGUAAAACAUUUGCAAAACAAAUGCUGAAAUACUGAUUUGUGAGCCAACUGAUUUCAAUAAUGUUUUCCUGGGUACCAGUGUUUGAUGGCCACUACCACAAAUGCAUAUACCUAAUAGCUGCCAUUUUGGUCAAAAUAUUGAUUUAUUUUAUUAGCAUGUUUUCAGGCUUCCUUCACAAAACUGUCCUUAAAAUGCAUCCUGCGCAGGGGUAUAUUAAAAAUUGGAUUGGAAUAGUUCUAUUUUUGUUUAGCUGAUACGAUUCUGCAGCCUGAAGUGGGUGUGUAUGUGUUGUGUAUAUAGUGUACAUGUAUAUCCAUUGCAACAGUACCGGUGGACCAUGAUGAUGGAUGUCUCUUAUGUGACGUGGAAAGAGUUGCAUGUUCUAUGUCUCACCUGAUGACGGCAGUCUGCAGUUGCUUGUGUUGUCUGGUUCCUUUGGCUGCUUGUGUGGGGGUGGGAAUGGCGAGUUAGGGUUAAAAUCCCUAAUGCCACAUUUCCUUGCUUUUAUGGCGAUGAGUUCAACCCUAAAUGCUGUGUUAACAUAGUUUUUUGCAAUGAAUAUAUAUAUAUAUAUAUAUAU
Messenger RNA from Acipenser ruthenus (sterlet), 5968 nucleotides. RefSeq names its product parathyroid hormone/parathyroid hormone-related peptide receptor-like. The record is from RefSeq and is a predicted model, not a curated record. Gene Ontology annotation, cellular component: plasma membrane. Lineage: Eukaryota; Metazoa; Chordata; Actinopteri; Acipenseriformes; Acipenseridae. Gene Ontology annotation, molecular function: parathyroid hormone receptor activity; G protein-coupled peptide receptor activity; peptide hormone binding. The coding region runs from base 1256 to 2872 and encodes 538 amino acids. The transcript is spliced from 13 exons. Gene Ontology annotation, biological process: adenylate cyclase-activating G protein-coupled receptor signaling pathway; intracellular calcium ion homeostasis; cell surface receptor signaling pathway.